GCAUCUUUGCCGCCGGCGGUUACUACAACCUGGUCCCGUGGCUGAGGCAAAGUCGGGUGGGCAAAGCAAGCCAGCAUGAGCAGCCUCAGUCAGCCAUCGAAGCAAACGCAGUCAGGAUGCAUGAUCUGCCGUCGUCUACGUCUGUAUUCCGGACGCCAUCAUCAGAUCUGGAGCUUCGAUCUCGCAAGAUGCCAGCAAAUCUCGAGCCUUGACAAGACGACAAACUCCUGGUGUGUUCGAUAUGGGUACCGCAUUACGAGAGGAUACCUUACCAGAGCUCAUACCAUUGCUGUAAGGAAUUGGAGCACUCUGCAAAUACUAUACCGUCUGCACGACGUCGAACCGAGCUUUCGUAUAGGCGAUCCAUCUCUUUUGCACGACAAAGUGUAUGCUCGUCGUAAGCUGUUACACAGAUCCCGGAGGACCGCUAUGGGCAGGGAGAAGUUGUGCCAUGAUACCUUCCCACAAGCGCUCGCCCCUAGACCAGGCGCGAUUGAAUGAUUGUGACAACCUUCGCUUUGGCCAGUUGGACGUCCUAGGCAUUAUGGUGCCCAAAAGGGUCCAUCUGGAGACUGCGCUCUGUUGGACUCUUCGCAAGCUCCAGCCCUUCCAAGGUGUGCCCAUUAUAUGGUCCAACGCGCCCACUGCGCGGACGUGCGAGGCGUUAUCCCCACGGUGGCAUCAAUCCCUGCUGUUCCUCUGUUUUGCCAAGAUGGUACUGUAGUUUGUUCGGUUGCCAUCGAUGGUUCACCUCCGUUUGCCCGCUUGCUGCGCCCAGGUGUCAGUGAGGUCCCUGUAGGUAGGAAACUUGGGAAAGCCACGCCGGAAGGACGCGAGAGUGCCGCGCUCGUCGCUCUCAGACCGCGCUUAGAUCCCAGAUCAGUCUCUGGGUGUGCUCGUACUCGAGCAGCAGGUUAUUGAGCAUGCCGCAGCGACAGGCGCCAUAAUCGGGAGGUCAGGGGCUAGAUUCCAGCAAGAGUUGGUCGUCGCUGAAGGGGACGAAGGUGUCUGUCAAUCGAGGAUACUCCCUAGGUAAGGGGACGAAGGUGUUUGUCAAUCGAGGACGCUUCCUAGGUAAAAGGCUCUAUACGAUUCGAGUCUGUAUUCUCGACCUCAAUAAGGAAGAUAGUGAACCUACGAGGCUUCCUAUUUAAGCUAUGUUGGACGCGUCGCGUCCUUUUCUACCUGCCUAAUAGCAACUCGCUACCUAGAUAUCUGGACCUAGAACUACUCUACAUACUCGUCCUAGGCCUCGAUAUUACUCUAAGGAUCUCUCCCUUCUAGGUUAGUACUCUUUGCGUCUAGUAUAGAGGUCGAAU
Messenger RNA from Sphaerulina musiva SO2202, 1319 nucleotides. RefSeq lists its product as uncharacterized. Lineage: Eukaryota; Fungi; Ascomycota; Dothideomycetes; Mycosphaerellales; Mycosphaerellaceae. Bases 628 to 921 code for a protein of 97 amino acids. The transcript has a single exon. The record is from RefSeq and is a predicted model, not a curated record.